Molecule: messenger RNA, 3567 nt
Organism: Dendrobium catenatum
Lineage: Eukaryota; Viridiplantae; Streptophyta; Magnoliopsida; Asparagales; Orchidaceae
Product: systemin receptor SR160-like
Exons: 1
Coding region: 100-3390 (1096 amino acids)
Biological process (GO): hormone-mediated signaling pathway; protein phosphorylation
Cellular component (GO): plasma membrane
Molecular function (GO): protein kinase activity; ATP binding; protein binding
Source: RefSeq, a predicted model, not a curated record
UCUAUUUUCUAUCUCCUUCACUCUUGUAAUGGCGGAGACGAAGAACCGGAUACCUUACUAGGCGAUGAGAGAGAGUGUGCAGUCGCAGGCUCGCAGCUAAUGGAGCUCCUCCUCCUCCGGAUAGCUGCCUUCUUCCUCCUCCUCCAUCUUGAAUCGGCCCAGCCGGGCCACGGUCCGCCCGCUGGAGACGCAGAGCUCCUGAUCUCCUUCAAGUCUUCCCUACCCAAUCCACAGGUGCUCGCGAGCUGGAGAGCUAGCGCGAAUCCGUGCUCCUUCGCCGGCGUUACGUGCCGGAGUUCGACCGUCGUCGCCGUCAACCUUCAAAACGUCGCCUUGGGCGUCCAUUUCCGCGUUGUAACCUCCUACCUUCUUCAGCUCAGAAGCCUCGAACGCCUCUUCCUUCGCCGCUCGGAAAUCAAUGGCAGCCUUGCCGCGGGAGUCAACUGCGGCGCGCAUCUCUCCGAGCUCGACCUCUCCGGCAACGGGCUGGCCGGCACCGUCUCCGAUGUAUAUGCUCUUUCUUCCUCCUGUUCAUCACUAAAGUCCCUCAACCUCUCCGGCAACCACAUCCGUCUGGCCGACGGCGGUAACACUUCCCGCACCAGUCUCGGAUUCCGGCUACAGUCAAUGGAUCUGUCCUUUAAUCGUAUCAGCGACAUUGAAAAUCUCCCCUGGUUCCUCUCCGACUUGGGUCUUCUCCAGUUUCUUGAUCUCUCCGGCAAUCACUUCGCCGGUGGAAUUCCAGCGAUCGGCAAUUGUUCGACCCUACAGCAUCUCGACCUUUCAGCAAACGAUUUCUCGGGAAGCAUCCAUGAUGGAACCUUCAGUGAUUGCCGGAGCCUCAGCUUCCUGAAUCUCUCCAACAACAACUUCUCCGGCGUUCUCCCGGGCGAGUUCUCCACAUUCUCAUCUUUAACUACACUCAUUUUAUCAAGCAACAAUUUCUCAGGAGAUUUCCCGAUUGAUAUUCUAUCUUCAAUGAACAACCUGAAAAUCCUAGAUUUUUCAUUUAAUAAUCUAACCGGAGUUCUUCCUGUCGGGCUCUCAAAGUUCGCGGCGCUUGAACUGCUGGAUCUCAGUUCAAACAGCUUGUCUAAAUCGAUACCAAUGGACCUCUGCCAAAAUCGAGAUUUUGGUUUGAAGGAACUCUAUUUACAGAACAAUCUCUUCUCCGGCGUCAUUGCGGCGACCCUAUCAAACUGCUCCAAACUCGUUUCUCUUGAUCUGAGCUUUAACUAUCUCACAGGAAGAAUCCCUUCCUCUCUGGGAUCUCUCUCACAGCUCCGAGACCUGAUAAUGUGGCAGAACCUCCUUGAAGGAGAUAUUCCGGCAGAGCUUAUCAGCGCCCGUUGUCUGGAAAAUCUCAUCCUCGACAACAAUGGCCUCUCUGGUUUAAUUCCUAACGGCCUCCGCAACUGUACUAAUCUGAACUGGAUUUCUAUCGCCAGCAAUCAUCUCACUGGUCCAAUACCUCCAUGGAUUGGAAACCUAAGCAAUCUCGCCAUUCUGAAACUCGGCAACAACUCUUUGUCGGGCCCUAUACCGCCUGAGCUCGGCGAUUGCCGGAGCCUGAUAUGGCUUGAUCUUAACAGCAAUCAGCUCAACGGCACCAUCCCUCCAACCAUCUCCAACCAGUCCGGAAAAAUCGCGGUUGGCCUUGUCACCGGAAAAAGGUUCGUCUAUCUGAAAAACGACGGGAGUAGCCAUUGCAGGGGUUCAGGAAAUCUCCUAGAAUUCGCUGGAAUCCGCCGGGAGGAGCUCCACCGUCUUCCCAGUUUUCGAAUCUGCAACUUCACCAGAGUCUACAUGGGAAGCACGCAAUACACAUUCAACAACAACGGCUCCAUGAUUUUCCUCGAUCUUUCUUACAACGAAUUAGAGGGCCCUAUUCCAAAAGAAAUCGGCAAAUUGUACUAUCUUAGCGUCCUGAAUCUCGGCCACAACCAUCUUUCCACCGUCAUUCCUCCAGAAUUAGGAAACCUGCAUAGUCUUGGAGUUCUUGAUCUCUCCCACAACGCAUUGGAAGGCCCUAUUCCAUCCUCGUUCUCCGGCUUAUCCAUGCUUUCCGACAUCGAUCUGUCCAAUAAUAAGCUCAAUGGCACUAUCCCUGUACUCGGGCAGCUCGCUACUUUCCCACGUUUUCGAUACGAGAACAAUUCCGGUCUCUGCGGUUUCCCACUGGUAGCUUGCGGUGGAAACCCCAGCACAGAUUCCGGCAACAAAAACCCAAAAUCUCCCCAUCGGCGAGCUUCUAUUGCAGGGAGUAUUACAAUAGGGCUUCUAUUUUCCCUCUUCUGCAUCUUCAGCGUCUCUGUUAUACUAGUAGAGAACAGGAAGAGACAGAGGCAGAAGCAGAAGAAGGAAGAAGAUCAUAUCAGCGGUGAAACGGGGAUUAAAGAUAUCGCUUUAACUAUCAGCCUCGCUACAUUCGACAAACCUCUGCAAAAUCUUACCUUUCAUGACCUCCUCAACGCCACCAAUGGCUUCCACCAGGAUUUCCUAAUCGGCUCCGGGGGCUUCGGCGACGUCUACCGCGCCCAGCUCAAAGACGGCACCUUUGUCGCCAUCAAGAAACUCAUACAAGUCACCGGGCAAGGAGAACGGGAAUUCACCGCCGAAAUGGAAACCAUCGGAAAAAUAAAGCACCGAAAUCUAGUCCCGCUUUUAGGCUACUGCAAAGUUGGAGAAGAAAGGCUUCUGGUAUACGAAUAUAUGAAAUAUGGAAGCCUUGAAGACGUUCUCCACAACAAGAACAAGACAGGAAUAAGAUUGAACUGGCCGACGCGGCGAAAAAUCGCCGUCAGCGCAGCUCGCGGACUGGCUUUUCUCCACCACAGCUGCAUUCCACAUAUAAUCCACAGAGACAUGAAGUCCAGCAAUGUGUUGUUGGACGAUAAUCUGGAAGCCAGAGUCUCCGAUUUCGGCAUGGCGAGGUUUAUGAGCGCCAUGGACACCCAUCUCAGCGUAUCGACCCUCGCCGGAACACCUGGGUACGUCCCGCCGGAGUAUUACCAGAGCUUCCGCUGCACGACGAAGGGCGACGUUUACAGCUUUGGGGUCGUCUUGCUCGAGCUUCUAACGGGUCGUCAGCCUACCGAUUCUUCUGAUUUCGGGGAAAAUAACUUGGUUGGAUGGGUUAAGCAACAUUCGAAGAUUAGAAUCAGGGACGUUUUUGAUAAGCAUUUGCUUGAUGAAGAUUCGACUUUGGAGUUCGAGCUGCUUGAGCAUUUGAAGAUCGCCUGCUCUUGUCUUGAUGAUCGGCCGCUUAGGCGGCCGACGAUGUUGAAUGUGAUGGCCAUGUUCAAGGAAAUUCAAGCUGGUUCGAAUCUUAGUCUUCAGGAAGACAAGGAAGUAAAGAUUGAAGAUUUUUCACUUUCUUUUUCGGAUUAGAAUUGGUGUGAGGAAGAACACUUCAGUAGAUGUUCUUAACUUGUUUACCAUACAUUUUUUUUGGCUCAAUGUACAUGAAGAAAAAUGGUUGUUUGUUGAGUGCUUUCAUUUGAGUUAAAAAGAAGAAAUUUUUAUGCAUGAAUUUUUAUACUUAACUUUGUAUAAUGAUUUUUUUUU